Molecule: messenger RNA, 411 nt
Organism: Plasmodium yoelii
Lineage: Eukaryota; Apicomplexa; Aconoidasida; Haemosporida; Plasmodiidae
Product: conserved protein, unknown function
Exons: 4
Coding region: 1-411 (136 amino acids)
Source: RefSeq, a predicted model, not a curated record
AUGGGUAAAUCAUUUUAUAAUCGAAGCACAAGACUAUGGUGGGGGCACUAUCAUUUAAGGAUAGGUAGUAGAUUACAAGUAAGAUUAAAUAAGGGAAUUAAAUUUUCUAAUUUUCAACAUAUAGGUAGAUUUAUUGAAUUUGCAAGAAAUUCAAGAUCGUUACGGGCUGCAACACUAAGUAAAUGUCUACGACGAAAUUUUUGGGGAACAAAUUUUUACUACACAGGAAAACCCAAAACCGAUCAAAAUACUCAACAGGUUUCAAAUAAUUCACAAGAUGAAGGGGGAUACAUAUAUGCUGUUGAGAAGGGGAAAAUAACACCAUCGGAUAUUGAAUUAAAAAAAUUGGAGAAAGUUUUAGGGGUCCCUUUAAAAAGAGAAAAGCAGAAAAGUCUGCUUAGAAGGCUAUAG